AUGUCAGCUGCACAACUAGAGGUAUUCAAAGUUGGACCUAGACCUAACAAGAUGCAGCAACUCAAGCUUAUUCAACGAUUCACUGAAGCUGAUGUAAAGGCAGCAUUGGAGAGUAUUGGGGACUCUAAGGUCCCAGGAGAGGAUGGCAUUAAGAAAAUGUAUCAAAAACUAAAGGUGGAGUACAAUAAGGUAUCCUGGAGAAGAUUGACUUGCAACAAUCUUGGUAGUCCUAAAUGGGUAUUUGCAUUAUAUGUGGCUAUUCAUAAAGGACUUUACACCAAGGACAUACUGAGUAACUGGGGAAUAAUUGAAGAUGAUGUUUGUUCGUUAUGCAAGACAGAAGUUGAAACAUAUCAGCACUUGUUUUUCACAUGUAGCUUCUCAAAACAAAUAUGGAAAAAGAUGCUCAAUUGGCUACUCAUUACAAGGGGUUGUGAAGGCUGGAAUGAAGAACCAGAAUGGGCCACAAGGCAUGCUACAAGGAAAUCUAUUAUGACAGAUGUUUACAAGAUGACACUGGCAGCAACAAUAUACCAUAUAUGGCAGGAGAGGCAUCUCAGAAUUUUUCAACACAAGGAGAGGGCGACAUGCAUGAUCAGUAGAUUAAUUACACAAGAUAUUCAUCAUAGAGCUAGCAUGAUACCUAGACUAAUAGGAUAUAUGUAG
This is a messenger RNA of Solanum stenotomum, 666 nucleotides long. RefSeq lists its product as uncharacterized. The transcript has 2 exons. Lineage: Eukaryota; Viridiplantae; Streptophyta; Magnoliopsida; Solanales; Solanaceae. The record is from RefSeq and is a predicted model, not a curated record. The coding region runs from base 1 to 666 and encodes 221 amino acids.